AUUCUCUAACGAAUUUGGAAAGGCGAUGGAAGCCAGUUGUAAUUCGACAUCAGGUCACAUCGCACGCGAGUUUAGUGUUGUGGUGUAAGCAGAGAUAGAGGCAUACAAUAUAAGAUGAUCGUGGCAGAAGCUUGGAAAGCAAGCUACCUCUACUGGGUCUUUCCAGCUCUGAUCGUCGCUACAGUAUUCGCGAUUCUUGGUCUUAUCGGAGUCAUAUUCGCGAUCAGACUGUUCGCCAAGUAUACCUGUGGGAGAUUCCGAAAGACCACGAGGAUGGACGGAAAGACCGUUAUUGUUACUGGCUGUACCGGCGGCAUUGGGAAGGAGACGGCCAGAGACCUGGCCAAAAGAGGAGCCAGGGUUAUCAUGGCGUGCAGAAAUCUGGAGGUAGCUGAGAAAGUUAAAGACGAGAUCAUCGACUCCACAAAGAACACACAAGUGAUAGUCAAGAAACUGGACCUGAGCUCCUUCGCGUCCGUCCGCGAAUUCGCAGCAGACAUCAACAAGACUGAACCAAAACUAGACGUCCUCAUACACAACGCAGGGUACGCAGACACGUUCAAGAAGAGAAAGACUGUAGACGACAUUGAGAUGACUAUGGAAACCAACCAUUACGGACCGUUCCUCCUCACCCAUCUCCUCAUAGACUUGCUGAAGAAAAGCGCCCCAUCCAGAAUAGUCGUCGUCGCAUCUUCGCUGUACCGCCUCGCAUCCUUCAACAUUGAUAACCCAAACCCCGUUGACACCAUACCAGGGUACCUUUACUACGCUUCCAAAGAAGCUAACAUACUCUUCACCAGAGAAUUGGCACGAAGACUGGAAGGUACUGGAGUGACGGUCAACUGCCUUCAUCCAGGCUUGAUAGAAACUGGGAUCUGGAGCUCAGUUCCACCUCCAUUGAAUUGGAUGCUGUUCCCUAUCAUCAAGUUCUUCUUUAAGACUCCUAAACAAGGAUGCCAGACCACGGUGAUGUUGGCGGUUGAUGAGCAAUUGGAAAAGGUAUCAGGGAAAUAUUUUUCUGAUUGUAGAGAGAGCUCGCUGUCGAGUUCUGUCAGUAAUAUGAGUAGGGCUAAGAAAGUUUGGGAGGUGUCCGAGAGGAUGGUCAAGUUGGGUGAUGAUGAUCCAAGGAUUUAGUAAUAAUGGUUGGAACUUGGUGAAUAGAGGAGAGAUUUUAAAACUGAAUAGUUUGUGAAAAAUACAAGCAACUUGUUAAGGUUGUUCUUAAAAAAUAUUCAGUAUCUAUUCACAAAUGUUUUACAAUAUUUAUUGAAGAAAUUAUGAAGGUAGAAUGUCAAUCUUGAGCCAAAAAUACAUUGUUUCGACUUGUUAACAUUUUUUAACGUACAAAAUAUUGCUCAAAUUAUAGUAGGGUACAAUUUCUACAUGUCUAUAUUGUACCAAUUUAUCUGCAAAAUAGUCAGUAUGUUGCUGUACUACGAAAUCUGUCGAAUAAGUUAUCAGGCAGUUAUCAGAGACUCUUUAAUAUUAUUAUGUUCUAUUUAUACAGCUAAGCUUAGCUUUCAAAUAGUCACAUUAUAAAAUGUUAGUCGCUUGCUGUUGCCGUUUGCAAAAUGUACUUUAAUGUAUAAAGUAUAUGGUUUAUUUUUAUGUACAUGUGUUUUAGAUAGAAUUAAAGUUAUUUUUAAAUUA
Spodoptera frugiperda (fall armyworm) is the source of this 1650-nucleotide messenger RNA. RefSeq names its product retinol dehydrogenase 14. The record is from RefSeq and is a predicted model, not a curated record. The transcript is spliced from 3 exons. Bases 115 to 1134 code for a protein of 339 amino acids. NCBI's taxonomy places the organism in Eukaryota, Metazoa, Arthropoda, Insecta, Lepidoptera, Noctuidae.